AUGGAUAAGAAUUCAUUGAAAAGAAGAAACAGACUUCUUCAAAAAAAUGAAGCACGCAUGAGUAUACUACUGGGAAGAAAUCUGGAUGAAGAAAUUUUAAAGGAAAAAAAAGAAAGUAAUAAAAAUGAACACAAAGAAAAUGAUGAACACAAAAAAAAUGAUGAACACAAAAAAAAUGAUGAACACAAAAAAAAUGAUGAAAAUAAAAAAAGUGAUGAAAAUAAAAAAAGUGAUGAAAAGGAUAAAGAGAAUAAUCCUAGUAUGAUUACUGAAAAUAAUAAUAUAACAGAGAAGGAUAAUAAUAAAACAAGUGAAUAUAAAAAUUCAACUAAUAUAUAUAAUAAAGAUAAAAGUAAUGGUUAUAAUAAUAAAUUGUUAGAUAAAGAUGAUAAGAAUAAUAUUAAUAAGAAUAAAAAUAAAAAUGAUGAAAAUGAUUUUACAAGUAUAAAUAAUGAUAUACUUAAUGAAAAUAAUAUAGAUUCUCAAUUUAUUAUUAAUAAACAUGAAAAAUUACAUUUCAUCAUAUUAAUAAUUCUAUGUAUCCUUAUAAGUAUAUUUAAAGUAUAUUAUAAUGAAAAUAAUUUAAUUUAUAAAAAAAAAAAAGAAAAAAAUAAUUUGAAUAUUAUUCAGAUGAUUUUUUACAACUUUAUAAAUUCACCAAAUUUUUUUUUCUCCUUUUCUGUUUUUUAUAAUAUAGUUUUUUUGUUAAUUAAUAUGUUAAUAUAUAUAAAUCAAAAUAACAUAACACAAAAAAGGAUUAAAGAAUUUUUAGUAAAUAUGAAAAAUAAAUUGAAUAAUAAAAAUGAAGACAUAUUUUAUUUUAUAAAUAAAGCAGUUUUGUGUAUCCUUUUUAUGGGCCGAAUAUUUAAAUCAUAUAUCAUUUCGAUGUUUUUAGUAAAUUUGUUUCAUGAUAUUUUGCAUAAUUAUUUAAUACGUAUGUCUAUGUUACAACCCCCAAAGGUAGUAUUAAUAUGA
Messenger RNA from Plasmodium gaboni, 975 nucleotides. RefSeq lists its product as hypothetical. The record is from RefSeq and is a predicted model, not a curated record. NCBI's taxonomy places the organism in Eukaryota, Apicomplexa, Aconoidasida, Haemosporida, Plasmodiidae. The transcript has a single exon. The coding region runs from base 1 to 975 and encodes 324 amino acids.